Molecule: messenger RNA, 843 nt
Organism: Striga hermonthica
Lineage: Eukaryota; Viridiplantae; Streptophyta; Magnoliopsida; Lamiales; Orobanchaceae
Source: the annotation of a GenBank genome assembly
AUGAUGUCCGGCAAUUACACAUCCAUUGACAAUCAAAACGUCUCCGGAUCUGUUCCGGCCGUCGGCGAUCCGCCUUCCCACGUUGCCGUAAAAUUUACCGAUUCCAGUCUGCAGACGUUUCCGCCUGCUGGAGCUAAGGGGAAGAUAUCUGGUGCCUCGGGUCCUCCUCGUGACGCUGAUGAUACAUUUAGCAAACCUAUGUCUGGUUCGGAUGAGCCCCAGCAGAAUGGUUGGUUCCGAUCCUUCACUAUUGCUGCAUACAGGCCCUACUUUGAUGUUGACACGUCUGAUGUUCUAGAAAGGAUCAGAGAUUCACUCUUUCCUUUCAGAGGAAGCUUCUCCGAAAAGACUGCAGACAACCCAGAUCUGUACGGGCCUUUCUGGAUAUGCACUACCUUGAUUUUUGUGGCAGCUUCUAUUGGUACAUUUGUCACCUACAUAGCACACAAGCUGCAAAAGAAGGAAUGGGACUAUGACAUCAAUCUCGUGACAUGGUCUGCUGGUUUGUUCUAUGGCUAUGUCACAUUAGUGCCUCUUGCCUUGUAUAUUGUCCUCAAAUACUUCUCUGCCCCAUCUGGCCUUGUCCAGUUGCUUUGUCUGUAUGGCUACUCGUUGUUUAUCUUCAUACCUGCUCUGUGUUUAUCGGUUAUUUCUCAGGAGAUCUUCAGAUGGGUCAUUGCCGGGGUGGCUGGUUUCAUGUCCGCCUCGUUUGUGGCCCUAAACCUCAGAAACCACAUUAAAUCUGCCGGUGAGAGUUGGUUCCUGAUUGUGGCCGCUAUCUUCCUGUUGCAGCUUGCACUUGCUCUGGCCCUUAAAUUCUAUUUGUUCACAGUCACCGUGUAA